Pelagomonas calceolata is the source of this 556-nucleotide messenger RNA. The record is from the annotation of a GenBank genome assembly. Lineage: Eukaryota; Pelagophyceae; Pelagomonadales; Pelagomonadaceae.
CGUGCGCGAGGCCCAGAUAUCGACAGCGCAUACGUGCCCAUCACACGUCACCAGAGCGCCUCCCAGAAAAGCGCCAGAAACGCGCAGCCAGCAAUACCCAAAAGAGAGCAUCUCAGAGGGAGAAGCCAAAAAAUGCUGCGCGCGAUAACCGUCACCGCGGCGCUGGCCGCCGCUCAAACACCGUACCCGAAAGGCGCCUACAAAGGCCAAGACAAGUUCUUAGGGCAGAAGAUCGGCGCCGAGCUGACCGUGAAGAACUCGACGCACCUCGACAUCCAGCUUUUUGGAGCUCUCGGCAUUUCGUGCCAGGACGAGCCCUACACCUUUGCGGAUGACGAAAUUAAGCUCACCGCCACCUCUCCGGACGACUGCCUCAUAAAAAAGCUCAAAAAGGACAACGCCGAGGUGACCUCCGCACCUUUUGAUGCGACGAAGAACGCCGUCACGCUCAACGUCGCCGUGCAGCUGCCCGGUGCGUCGAACGGGGGGCAGAAGAUCCCCUUCUCGUUAGAACUGGACAGCGAGGCCACGAAGGUGAAGGCCAUGUAAGUGUAUG